CUUGGAUUCUAUACAUAAUCUCCCCGGCAGCUGGGACGUGGAUCCAGGAAGGGGGUCCCACAGGCCUGAUAGAGGAGAAGGUGGCUUAGGCUUCACUCAGGAGAGGAUGAGCACGCAGUGGCCACAGGCGUCCGGCCGUCACUGCUGCCCUUGGCAUUCCUGAGUUGAGGCGUCUCCGGCUGAGGGUGGAGUCUGGACAGUCACAUCUGAGACCGCUAGCCGCAGCUGGAAAGUUAUCAGUCUUUACCGAGUCCGCUGCCCCCACCAUGACCCCCACCAUCCUCGAGUUCCAGUACAGGCAAGGACAGGACACUCUGCACUGGUUCGGACUACUGACCAGUCAGCGGCUCUUUCUGGACUCAGCCGAGCUUAUGGAGCAAGCGGACCACAAGGGCCUGGCAGCCAUAUUGGAGUUUGUGGAGAUGAAGAUGGACGCGAUUUCAGUUCUUCUGGGAGUCAGCAGAGGACAGACUGAGGGAAGAGGGCAUCUGCUCAGAGCUUUCCGUUAUGCCGGCUUUGAGGUCGUGAGGCCGGAGCAGCAGCGGUGGCUCCCAACCUGCGCCGACAACGUCUUCCUGGUCUACACGAUGGACAGAGUGACCUCAGCCGGGGGGAUCAAAGCCCCCACUAACAAUAAGCCGUAA
Bufo gargarizans (Asiatic toad) is the source of this 644-nucleotide messenger RNA. RefSeq names its product ornithine decarboxylase antizyme 3-like. The record is from RefSeq and is a predicted model, not a curated record. NCBI's taxonomy places the organism in Eukaryota, Metazoa, Chordata, Amphibia, Anura, Bufonidae. The coding region runs from base 267 to 644 and encodes 125 amino acids. Gene Ontology annotation, molecular function: ornithine decarboxylase inhibitor activity. Gene Ontology annotation, biological process: positive regulation of protein catabolic process. The transcript has 5 exons. Gene Ontology annotation, cellular component: nucleus; cytoplasm.